Messenger RNA from Aspergillus steynii IBT 23096, 2288 nucleotides. RefSeq lists its product as uncharacterized. The transcript is spliced from 4 exons. The record is from RefSeq and is a predicted model, not a curated record. Lineage: Eukaryota; Fungi; Ascomycota; Eurotiomycetes; Eurotiales; Aspergillaceae. Gene Ontology annotation, biological process: transmembrane transport. Bases 24 to 2246 code for a protein of 740 amino acids.
CGUCAUGCUGGUCGCCAGACAACAUGCUGAUCGCAAUGUUGUUGACUCUCUUGCUAGUAUGGUCGCAUCUCGGUCAGGCCGUGUUUGUGCGCCAUUUCCCUUGCGCGCCAACCGAUGCGCCUCCGGUAAACCCCAUGUUUGACCCGAUCAGCCUGAGUGCUGAACUCGAUGUGUCCGAUUCGACGACGCUGUCCCUGAGGUUGUAUAGCGAUAUUCUUGAAUACGACGAGUGUCAGGCGCUGGGAGAUGCAUACGCGGAACCCAUAGUUAAUGUCAGUGUCCUGGGUCACCCGGUUGGAGUCCAGAAGCAAUCGAGUGCCAGAUGCCCGACCGUUCCCUCUAUGGAUGCUCCAAGAUGGGACCCUCGAAUACACUCGGAAUUCCUCGUAUCCUAUUCCCUGGAUAGCCCCCACAGGUUCAGCACGCUCGCCACGACCUUUCGUGUUCCACUGAACAAUGGCACGGAAUUGGCCUGCGUUGCUGCCAAUAUUACGCCUGAUCUGGGAUCGACCGCCGUGAAGCUUCUGAAGGGCAUACCACUGACCAUAAUGCUUCUCUCAGUAAUCAUUGCUGCCGGUAUUAAGUUCUAUAUGAGCCGCCAGUCAAGCAUCUUUCGCUAUGAAAUUGCUAACAGUAGCCACGACCCGGCCGAGUCAUUUCUUCCCGGCCUUGGGGACUGUUUGCAGUACCUCCAAUUCAUCUUCAUGUCUGGCUGUCUUACUCUGCUGUAUCCCGGCUAUUUUAGGCCAGUAGUCAGCCAACUGGCUUGGUCAUCGCUGAUCUAUGCCAAUGGCCCCAUCACGCAUCAGUUCAUAUAUCCCGGGGUCGAGAAGGGCAUUUAUACGUUCAAUGGAACUUACGGGCUAGAAGAGAUGGCUCAAAUUCUGGGAGCGACGACCAUGAGCGACCUUUGGCCCAACGCUAUUAUUAACCUGUCGGUCAUGGUGCUCGUCGUGGUGGUGAUCAUCCAAAUCGCCUCUUUGCUCAAGUGGAUGUGGCGAUUGUUCCCCUUCUGGGGUCCUCCAAAGCCCUUCGAGCCGCGCACGGAAUUUCUGGCGCACAUGCAGCACGCCGGAUGGAGCGUUCUCCGCAUGGUCCUCUACUAUUACCCGUUGCCCAUCGCCACCUUCUCGCUCUACCAACCGCUGAUGACGUAUUUCCCUGUAUAUCGGUCUUUUCUUGCUGUCUCGGUGGUUGCGCUCCUCGGCGUCUCAUUGGGCUUCCUAGUUCGCUACUUGAAGGCCCAUGGCCGACAGGAUUCUUUCUUUAGUGAAAGCACCCUUCCGGGACGGUCAACGCGAAAGUGGUUCUUUGAUGCUCUGUACGGGCUCCCUCUGAUCAGGGGUGUCGCGAUCGGUGCUCUGCAGGUCUCUGGUAUCGGGCAAAUCAUCAUCCUUAUUGCCUGUGAAAUCGCCCUGAUUGUCUGUUUGUUGUUGUACCGAAAAAAUGGGUCGGUGUGGAAACCCAUCGGUCUGUCCGCCGUUCGACUGACGACAAUGGCCAUGAGCUGUGCCUUUCUUCCCUCUGUGGGACUUAACGAAGGAUCAAAGGGCUUAGUGGGAUAUUUCAUUCUCUCUUUGCAUGCAUCGGCUCUAAUCCUUGGGUUCCUUGUACCAUCGCUGCUCAAUUGUGCGAUGUAUAUCUUGGUCAGGCUUGGGGUUCUGGACUCCCACUUUAUUGAUAUGAAGCCUGACCAACAAAACGCUCCCGUCUUCGGGUUAAAUCAACUGUCGCGCCGGUCGAAACGAGGAACGAGCUUUUCUCACCUGCCUCCCCUUAGUCCUCCAGAUCAAUCCAUCACCGCGUAUAUCACGCAUACACCUCUUCCCCGACCUGGUUCCUCCGAAGGCGAAUUAUGCAUUGCAGAUGAUGCCAGCCAGUUCUACCGAGCUCCGCGACGCAAUCCUUCUUCAUACGCCCCAACUGACGGCACGCGUACCAUUCGCUCGAUGCCGUCAUCUUCGGAUAUGGGUGACUCCGCCGGUGACUCCGGUGGUUCCAGUAUGGAACUAAUCGAAGAGGACGAAGAUGACCUCGCGUCCGACCGGGCGUCUAAUGUCGAUUAUUCCGUCCGUGAGUCUGAUCAAUAUUAUCGGCGCACGAGGAUCGUCAUGGGAUCAAAUCAGUCUGCAGACACUGGUUCACAGUCGAAACCUCCCAGAACGCUCCCGCGAUGGAAGCAGCGGAAACCGAAGGAGAAGGGGUUUGAAGUUAUCAGACCUGGACGACCACCCUCGGAGGGAUAAAUUGUAUAUAAAUCUCAAGCACAUAAUCCAAGCUCAUCCACU